CUGGCUCCGAAAUCUCGUCGUAAAUGGCGUUUGCUUAGCUCUUGCCGACAGCUUCGCAUUCCUUGGAAGCGCUGCUCCGCUCGGUGUGUGUGUGUGCAGAGGAGAGGAGAGGAGAGAGUCGUGUUCGCGUGAGCGGUCGUGCGGCUGCCGGUCUGGCCCCGGUUCUCUCGAAGGCUUGAACCUCGCGCUUCGAAUCUAUCGAGCGCGAGGCUAGGCGAGAAGAGGAGAGGCGAGGUUGUGUUCGAGGAGGAGGAGGAGGAGGAGGAGGAGGGUUGGGUUCGUGCGGUGCUUCAUUGGGCGUGAGCAUUUUUUUGGACGGUGUUGUGCGGAGGCGAUUGUUUGUGUGCCCCGGAAGGGCUGCGGUUCGAUGGGGGAGUCUUCGUCUCCCUCGUCUUCCAAGUCCGAUGACGAGCACCAUCGUGUCAAAGCUCGGCAUCAUCAGAAACGCAGGCGCCGAGACCGACACGAGAAACAUGAGAAGCACGAGAAGAGGAAUUUGGCCUCGAAUGAGGCGAGCGUUAGCGGGCGCAGCAGCAGCUCGUCGGACGAUAGUGAUAGCGAUCGCAAAAGUGAUGCGGACAGUCUGAGUAGCGGUGGACGAAGAGAAAGGAAAAGACACGUCAAGCGCAAGCGUAGGGACGGAAGUUCUAGUCAAGAUAGCGACGUAGACAAUGAACGCCACAGGAAGCAUCGGAGAAAGUCCCGAACGCAUAAGAAGGACAAGGACAAGGACAAGGACAAAGAUAAACGCAGGGAGAAAAGUCACCGUCACAAGGAGAGACGUCACAGGUCAAAAGAGAAGUCGAGCAAAGAAAGCAGUGGUCCCGUACAGCUCUCAAAGUUCCUUGGAAGAUCUAAAGACGACGGUGUCCGGCGCAGUGUUGUUUCCGGCAAGAAGAUACAGAUGAAGGUGGAAAAAUCAAAGGAGGACAAACUAGCAGAAACCAAUCGGAACGAACUUUUAAAGUUUUUGAAUGCAAGUUAUGAUUGAUAUUCAGGGAUUGAGUUCCACCUUUUGCAAACUGUGUAUUACACAACCCGUGUAAGGACAGGGAGUAUAUGUAGUUUCCUCGUCCAGAUAUACCGGGAUCCACGCUGGUAGCGAAUUAAGUUGUCUUCACUUCUUGAUUUAUACCAUUUGCAUCGUCACCUUCGUACGAGAGAAAGCAUCAAAAGCCUGCGCCUUACGUUUUCUUCUCUGUAGGUCCAGUCUCUGCCCUGUUGACCUCACUGAUGCCCAGAAGUACUACCGCCCAUAUUCGGGCGGUAAUGGGAAGACUGCAUAUUAGCUCUCGCAUUAAAGUGUCAUUUGUUUG
Messenger RNA from Marchantia polymorpha subsp. ruderalis, 1316 nucleotides. The record is from the annotation of a GenBank genome assembly. NCBI's taxonomy places the organism in Eukaryota, Viridiplantae, Streptophyta, Marchantiopsida, Marchantiales, Marchantiaceae.